Saccostrea cuccullata (small rock oyster) is the source of this 658-nucleotide messenger RNA. Its product is annotated as DNA-directed RNA polymerases I and III subunit RPAC2-like. Lineage: Eukaryota; Metazoa; Mollusca; Bivalvia; Ostreida; Ostreidae. The record is from RefSeq and is a predicted model, not a curated record. Gene Ontology annotation, biological process: DNA-templated transcription. Gene Ontology annotation, molecular function: protein dimerization activity; DNA binding. The transcript has a single exon. Gene Ontology annotation, cellular component: RNA polymerase I complex; RNA polymerase III complex. Bases 55 to 420 code for a protein of 121 amino acids.
ACUAAAAUACAAAACGAAAAUACCCACAUGUGUGAUUGAAAAAAAGAAAGAAAGAUGGAAACUAACGAUUCAAACAAAAAACGUUUAGAAGUAGUAGAUUCAUCUGGAUCAUUAGACGAAACAUGUAAGACAUUUGUUUUCCAUAACGAGGACCACACAUUAGGAAAUUCCCUGCGUUACAUGAUCAUGAAAAACCCGGAAGUCCAGUUCUGUGGAUACAGCGUGCCUCAUCCUUCAGAAAACAAAAUCAACUUCAGAAUACAAACACAUGGCGAGGAGGCGACAGAAGUAUUGAAGAAAGGGCUUAAAGACCUUAACAGUGUCUGUGAACAUGUACUGCAGACUUUUCAGAGUAGUGUUCAGGAUUAUAAGCGACGGAAUUUCUCAUCGGAUGUUGAAAUGGGGGAUGUACAAAGUUAACUGACAAAUGUUUCCGAAUUUCUGUUUGCUCCAUCCAUAUUUGGCGUUUUAAGAUAAUAUUACAUUCAUUACAAUAUUAUCAUUGGUACUAUAAAGCCUUUUGUAUUUAAUUCUUUUUAAAGUCUGUUAACUAUUAUGGGAUCAUAUAUGGAUUUUUUCAUUACAAAAUGCAGCUGCUUUGUCAAUGGUUUUAUUACAAUGGAUCAGUGGGAUAAUUAAACAGAUAUUCCUUAUAAAA